GCCUUUGGGUAAUAUUUCUGAGAAGGCUUUUGGUUUCCUUCAGCGCCCUCCCCUUCUGUUGUCUUCCUGAUAAGGGGGCCUUUCCGGUGUGUUGGGGGCCUCAUUGCUCCAGUUCUCUGUCCCAACGAUAAGGGGAAAGUAAAACAGAUUCUUCUGCUAGAGACUGUUGAAGAAAGUGUUUGCUGGAGACCAGGUUUGGAGAGAGCGACACAGAGCCUCAAGAUGGAUUCCUCUGUCCCGGCGAUUUUUAUUGCUUGCAUUCUGAUGUCCCUUUACUGCUGUCCCCUGCAGGCUCUCCUGUGCCCUCCCCUGCCCACCUCGAUGAACAUCACCGAGUUCUCUUGCAACUCCCCAUCCCUUAACAAUUUCCCAGUCGGCUUCCCUCGACAGACCAGGCUGAUCUCUGUCGAGUUCACAAACAUCUCCACCAUCGGUGUGGAUGCCCUUGUGGGUCUUCCCAACCUUCAGGAGCUUCACCUGUCCAAUAACAGACUGAAGACCCUUCCCACUGGCCUCUUCCGUAACCUCCCAAAGUUGCAUGCACUGGAUCUGACGGAUAAUCUGCUAGAAGAUCUGCCUCCGGGGAUCUUUGAGAAUUCCAGCGCUUUGAAGCAACUGGUUCUCAAGGGGAACCAACUGGUCACCUUGCACCCAUCAUGGUUCCAAACCUUAGAACAGCUCGAGUUCCUCGACCUCUCCAACAACCAGCUGAAGGACGUGCCCCCUUACUGCUUCAACAAACUUGGGAAUUUGACAACUCUGGACUUGUCGUUCAACUUCCUCUGCAAGCUCUCUCCGCAGAUCCUUGAGGGGAUGCCCCGUCUUGAGAAGUUAAUCUUAGAAGGCAACCAACUCCGCUCUGUCACAGAGGAGACCUUCCAUGGAGUUCCACGGCUGGGGUUUGUGUUCCUCCAAAACAACAGCUUUACCGAUCUGCCAGCUGGGAUCUUCAAGCCUUUGGGCCUUCUGGAACUGUUGGACAUCUCCAAAAACAAGCUCACCUCGUGGAAUCCACAGUUUUCAGGCCAGGGUACAAAGCUCAGUCUUGAUCUCUCUGGCAAUCCAUGGGUGUGUGAUUGUCGCAUGCGCGCCCUCUUGAAUUGGGUGAAGCUUCACUCUGUCUUACUCUAUUCCACCCGAGACGUGAUCUGUGCUUAUCCCAAGAGCCUGGAAGGUCAAGCGGUGAUGACUCUAGGCGAGGCUGACUUUGGUUCCUGCUGAAUCCCCAAGAUGUGUCCAGUUUUUGCUCCCCUGUCCUUUUUGAAAAUGGUGGGAUGAAAAAUGCCCACAUCUCCAAAAUCAUAGGAGCUUCCCACAAGGUUAUUUGUCCCUCCCUCCCAGGAUUUGUCUGUCUGCUCUGACUGGCAGCAGCUCUCAUCUUUUCUAUCACUGAGCAGAGGGUUCCCUCUGGAUUGGAAAUUCCCAGUGUUUUCUUUUUCAUGCCAUGUCCGGAACAGAAAUCAAUCCAGUGGAUAUGAUUAGCAUUUGCUGCCAUUGUUGCUUUCAGUUCGCAAAUGAUAUGCAAUUCAUUAUAUUCUCCCUGCCCCCCAUUUGCAUUGUGUUUCCUUUUCCUGUUGUUUGUCAAGGGUGCUGGGAAUUGUAGUUCUGAGAAGGGUAAACUACAGUUUCCAGGAUUCUCUGGGGGAAGCCGUGUGCUUUCAGUGUCCUUGAACUGCAUGUCGUGAACGUGACCACAGUGCUGUUUUUUCUUCCCCCUCUUCAUUCCUUCUCCUUACCUCUCUCCUCCCCCCCACUCCAAAAAGCAUUGUUAAUUGGGAACAAAAUGCACCAUCUUAUCGGCAAACAUCUCUCGCUCAGAAAUUUAUCGCAAAGCGGCUCUACCAUGGAAGAUUUAAAUUAAACCCAAUUGCUUAAAGAUGCCAGGCAAUUUGCUGUGAUUUAACUGUGCAAUAAAAUCCAAAGGCAAAAUCGUAUUUGCCAACCGAA
Messenger RNA from Rhineura floridana, 1947 nucleotides. RefSeq names its product leucine rich alpha-2-glycoprotein 1 (gene LRG1). The record is from RefSeq and is a predicted model, not a curated record. The transcript is spliced from 2 exons. Gene Ontology annotation, molecular function: protein binding. Lineage: Eukaryota; Metazoa; Chordata; Lepidosauria; Squamata; Rhineuridae. Bases 223 to 1221 code for a protein of 332 amino acids.